UGCAAAAUUUUCAACAUUUUUCUGUCACUAAACAUGGCGAAUCACACGAACUCAUCGAGUAUCCCGGAAGGGGACGGGAAAAUUGCAGAAAAUGGGGUUAAAAUAAUUUGUCUAGGAGAUUCCGCCGUCGGUAAAUCAAAAUUGGUGGAGAGAUUUCUAAUGGAUGGAUACCAACCGCAGCAAUUAUCAACGUUCGCAUUGACUCUAUUUAGGUACGAGACGAAAGUGAGCGGGAAAGACGUCAUUGUAGAUUUCUGGGAUACAGCAGGCCAGGAGAGGUUUAGUAGCAUGCAUCCAUCCUACUAUCAUCAAGCUCAUGCAUGUAUUCUAGUGUUUGAUGUAACGAGAAAAGUGACGUAUAAGAAUCUUAGCCAGUGGUACAAAGAACUACGGGAAUACAGGCCAGAGAUUCCCUGUAUACUUGCAGCCAAUAAGAUAGAUGUUGACUACAAGAUCACAGAAAAGAAAUUCAACUUCUCCAAGAAGCAUGAUUUACCAUUCUUCUUCGUAUCAGCCGCUGAUGGGACCAACGUUGUCAAGAUGUUUCGGGAAGCUAUCAAGAAAGCCGUCUCCUACAAAGAGAACCCAACAGACUUUACAGAUGAAAUCAUGAAGGAAUUAGAGGAAAUGGAUCUAAAACUCUCCCCCGAUAGUGGCCUUGAGUCAGCAACAAACUCAGAAGGGAAGGAAAACGGCAAUGUGAAUGACGGAGCAACAACAUCGUCAUGACAACCGCAUCAGUUUUGAUGAGCAAAGGGAGCAGAAGUAAGAUAUGGACUCCUAUAGGUGCAACGUUGCUUUUAAUUGAGCAAAAAAUGUUCAUUCUUGUUGUUAUCAGCUAAUGCCAGCUCUUGAAAAUUUACAUGGAGGAUCCUCCUGCCUGGGCGGAGCCAAGGAUCGAUGCCGUCCCGUCACCAUGGAAAUGGGUUCCUUGAGCUUUGAGUGAUGCAAGUGAAGUCCAGAUGCUAAUUGAUGUCGUGGGGAGCAUUGCUCUCAUGCUCUUGUAGCUAUUCUACGUAUCACUAUAAUAACAAGACCAACGCUCAUCCUUUGAAAUGGAUCUACAGUUGACUUUACCGAGAUUUGUUUAAAAAAAAUUAAUUCAAAAUAUAUUUGUUACAUGUAGGUUGAUGAGCUUCAUGACGGAGUGAUUCUUAAGUUGUAUUUUACGUCAUACCCUUAAUAUCAUAAUCCCUUGAUACCAUGGCAACUAGAUUGUUUAAAUGAGCGUUGAGUUGAUUCUUGAACCAUCUUCAAAACUAAUGAUUUUGAAGAUAGUUCAAGGAUCAACUUGUAGGAAUUCCUUGUAGGAACAUAUAAAAUGGAUGAAGGAUAGACUCACACUGUUCUUGCAGUGGAAUUUGAGAAUUUUUUUCUUUGAAUAACUAACAAACCCAGUGAUCAAAGAGCUUUAUAUGAAGGUUCCGUAAUAUACCUUGGUGAUCGAGUCAGAAUGAAACAAAGGUUCAUCAUGGCGUCCACAUCAUAUAUCCCGAGGGUUGAGACCAACGUGUGUCUUGUUGUGCAAGGUUGGGUCUCAUUGUUUCAUGAAAGUGGACACGUACACGUACAUAUGUCCUGUGGGUUGAUUUUGUAUCAGUGAGCGUUUCAUGAAAGGACAUUUUGGAUAUUAUUUCUAACAAAGGAAGAUUAUCUGACAGUUGCCUUUGGAGCUAUGCUUCUUAGCCGAUCAAUAUCAAGGUAAGUUGUCAGAUCUGACGAUUUGUUGGAAGACAAAUGUUGACAAAACGCUCCCCUGAUCAUAUUAAUCGGAUUUGUCAAAUGCUCGACAUGUUACACCCUUUGAAAUGUUUCAUUGCAGGAUAUUAAAGCCAUUACCUCUAUUCUUAUAGGCGGGGGUGGAAUUACGUCAUAUCCGCUAAAUGACGACAGCACUGACUUUAGUACGAUGAAAACAAAGUACAAGAAACACAAUGAAUUUAUGGCAGAAACGGCAAAGAAAAUUUCAGAAAGAAUUGUAAAUUUCAAGAUAACGAAAUGGGUAAACUUGAUUAUCACGAUGUUCAGCACAAAUUAUGAAUGCAAUGUUUGUGUAUUAUGCAUUGUAGGCAUGCCAAAACGCUGCGCUGCUGUACGAGUCGCUAGUGCGUUGUUUUCAUCGGCCGAUCAGUUGCUAGGGCUCGAGAUAUAAGCCUGAAUGUUUGCCACAGCCUAUACACACUUUUGAUAUGGCUUCAUCCAAUUAGAGAUUUUAUAAGGUAUUCCAAUAAUGUCCAACAUGUUCAUAGCAUUCAUUUUUAUACAGAGCGUGACAAACUGCCGCAAUUAUGUCUCGAGCAGUGCGUCAUCGUGAAACCUUAAUUUGACAAAGUGUUGUUUUUUUUUAGAUUGGCACUCAUUAAUUUCACCAAUUCUUCAAUAUUUUAUUGACGAAGAAACCAAAGCAAUGCUGUAUUUUCAUUGAAGUAUUUUUCCCUCACAGAACUUUUGAAGUGUUUUGCUUGACAACCUUUCCAGAACAAAAAAAAAAUUCAUGAUGGACAUGCAGAUUCACUAUAAAGAAUGAAUUCUAUGUCUCUCAUAGACUGUGUUAAGAGUUGACAUCCUUUACAUUAUUCUAUAAAUGCCAUAAACUUCAUGAUGCCAUCAGUGGUUGGUGAAAUGUCCCGACCACAGAGAAUUGUAGGUUUCUACUUUUCAAUUUUUACCUCCAGUAAAGAUUCAUAGCUGACUGAUGUUAUCUAGCACAGUUUAUAUAUAUCAUCCAGCCUGUUUACUUUGAGCCUGCACUAAAACUGGGUGAUUUUCAAGUUCAGUCUUUGUAUUGGUUCUGGUGUUGGUGUUAUUGAGUCAGAUUCUACAUUUCCAACUCCUGUGAUUACAAACACAGACAAACAUCACAUUAUUAUUUCAUGAAUAUCAUCUUAACACCAGCUACAUGUAUAUUUGUUGUUUGGUGCUAGGCCCAACACUAACACCACAUAAGGAUCAACACCAAACUUGAAAUCACCCAUUAAAGAGUAACAACCGGCUGUAUACACUAUAUAAAGGUCAACACCACAAACUUUAAACCAACUGCUACAGAGUAUUAAAACACCCAUAAUAUUUGGAGUUAGGUACUGGGCAUAUAUAAAAAAUUUGCCCUAAGCUAGCACUUUAUAAAAGUCAACACCGAACUUGAAAUCAACCAUUACAGAAAAAUGCCCAUAAUCAAAACAUUCUUGAUGGAUUAAUUUGGGAAGUUGCCCCCAGUUAGCUAAACUUGUCAAUAGAUUUGUAAUAUUCAUGCCAUAAUUACAAGGCAUCAGUAGAUAUGUGUGUGUCUGACUUUGCUGCAUACUCUAGUAUAAAUCACUAAAUGCUGGGCUUAGUCCUCUCUACAGUAUUCAAAACUUAUUUAUGAAUGUGAGUAUAUACUGUAGUUUUGAUUUGUAGAUUGAUUGAAUGUCAUUGUUGUUUAAUCUGAUGCAAAUUAUCAAUGCGAUGGUUAAAAGUUGCCUUCACAGUGACCAAAGGAAUUAAUGUACUAUUUAUUGUUCCUUUAGAAAAGAGAUUCACAACAUCCAAAUGAAAGUUGAUUCAUUGCUAACGUGAUAUUAAUUCUAAACAUUUUUUUUCUGGUGAUAGUGGUGGUAAAAUUAAAUCCAUCAGAGCCCUGAAUCAUACAGCUUUAUUAUCAAUCACAAUUGCAAGCACCUGUUUUAAGCUACUGAAAUCCUGCAUUUUGAUUGGCCAAGGGCAAAUCUGGCAUGGAUUUUGAGACAUUUGGUAAUGAUACAUAGUUUUAUGAAAUGGGGGUUCGGUGAGGAUGCACUUAAUGGUGCAAACUUGAAGAUGGGGAGGGGUAAGGGGCGAUUGACAUGCGGUUGACAUGAAUUUGCCCCCCUCCCAUUCAUUGGGGAGUAUUACCGGAUACUGUAAGACUUUAGACUACUGUCACAAUGACAGGACUUCGGCUUUUAAAAACUAUUUCAAAUAAUUUGAUUGAAAUUGCUGGUACAUGUACACAGCAGUAGACAUGAAUCAACUUGAAUUUGAAUGUUGCGAGUCUUUCGGUAAUUCCCUUUAAACUUAUACAUGUAUUCAAUCUCCUCAGAAUAGAUUGUGUGGGUAUUUGGCAGCAAAGUAUAGAAAACCUUGUCAAAUUGUACUUUUUUUUAUUUUAAAUGAAAAAUGUGUUACUUUAUUGAUAUAGUCAACUAGUCAUGCAAUAAGUACUAUUACUUUGAUGUAAAUACAUGUACAGCUUUUUUAUGGAAUGGUAGAUUUCUUUUCUUCAUCUAGGCUAGCUAUAACUAGACUCGAAGGAUUUGAUUUUGAAGUACUGAAUUCUUUCUCGGGAGAGUAUAUUGAACUCUUCAUGCAAUGGUAUUUAAAUUUUUGAGAGUAUAUAGACAGUCUAUGUGUAGAUGUGCAUGUUACUAUUGUCAAUCACUAACUUUCACUCUGUAGUCUUACAUGGUAAACGGCCGAUUUGUCUAUUGCCAACUCGUCCACUCAUCACAUGGUCUACCUUCAUUUAGUCUAAUGCCAUUCCGUUCAUCUCGUCUAU
This is a messenger RNA of Lytechinus variegatus (green sea urchin), 4513 nucleotides long. Its product is annotated as rab-like protein 2A. Lineage: Eukaryota; Metazoa; Echinodermata; Echinoidea; Temnopleuroida; Toxopneustidae. The record is from RefSeq and is a predicted model, not a curated record. The transcript has 8 exons. Bases 34 to 729 code for a protein of 231 amino acids. Gene Ontology annotation, molecular function: GTP binding; GTPase activity. Gene Ontology annotation, cellular component: Golgi apparatus; endosome.